Molecule: messenger RNA, 1155 nt
Organism: Epithele typhae
Lineage: Eukaryota; Fungi; Basidiomycota; Agaricomycetes; Polyporales; Epitheliaceae
Exons: 1
Coding region: 1-1155 (384 amino acids)
Source: RefSeq, a predicted model, not a curated record
AUGAGCUCGUCCUCUGCACCUCCCCGAAAACUGCGCCACAUCAAAGGGCUCUGGCUCGAGGACGGCAACAUCAUCCUCGUCGCCGCGGGUGCCAAGUACGGCUUUCGACUCUAUCGUGGUCUCCUCGCGUCCCAAUCAUCCAUAUUUUCCGACAUGUUCGCGGCUGCAACACCAAGCACAGAGGAAUCGCUCAACGGCUGCUCUGUAGUCCACCUCUCGGACUGUAUGGCCGACCUGGUCUACUUUCUUCGAGUGCUUCUCCCAGGACAACACCAACGGUACGCAUCCUUACUUCACGCGUCGCUCUGGCCACCAAACGCCUCCCCUGUUUUCCAGCUUCUACGACAGCAACAGUGUCAUCACGUUCGUGGAGUGCGCCGCGGUCGCCCGCCUCGCACACAAGCACGAUGUCGAAAACGCGCUCUCGACCUCCUCCGGGAGCACUUCACCUCCGACUUCGACGUGUGGGAAGACGACGAGCAUCGGGAGCCCCUCACGGGCGUCGACGAAGACCGGACGUGCGCCAUUGGGGCGGUGAACCUGGCCCGGUUGACAAACACGCCCUCGAUCCUCCCGCUCGCGCUAUACCUGUGCGCCCGGCUCGGGGGAGACGUUCUCAAGGGAUGGACGCACAACGGCACGACGGAGCACCUCCCCCAGGAAGACCUGGAGCGGUGCAUCAACGCGCGGGCGCGGCUGACGAGCGAGAACACGGCCGGGGUCAGCCGGGCGCUGUCGUUCGGCGGCUGGCUGUGCGCGGGCAUGUGCCAGGCCGUGCUCCGGCAUGUGCAUACACAGGUGCUUGCGGAGCAGGUGGAAGAUCGGAAGUGGACCUGCGACGCUCUCGGUGCGCGCGAUCGGGAUCGCGGGAGGGCGGUGGAGGACGCGCUUGCUCCGGCGGGGCGGCAUCUCUGCGGGAGGUGCCAGUGGAAGGUGCGGACUUGGCAUGAGGUGUACCGCAGGCAUGUGUGGAGGACGCUUCCGGAGAUAUUCGAGGUUGAGGUGGAAGGAUGGGGGGUGGAAGAGGAUAUGGAGGUGGAUGAUGAAGACGAGGCGGUGGGUGCGGGUUCGGCGAGCGAAGACGAAGAAGAGAUGGAUGGAGACGAGACCGAGGAAUCGUCGUCAUCGUCUUCCUCCUCGGACAACAUGAUUUGA